UGCGGAAUGACAAAUGACAAUUUUUCCGAUUUUCGCGCACGAUAAAUUAUGGUGACCGAACACAGGAUCAGGAUGCAGGACCUGAGUUGACUAAUUAAGGUCAGGGCGCAACUGAAUCAUUCUGUCGAUCGAAGAGCACCAGCGGCCAGGAUCAGACAAUUCCCCAUUUCCGUACUACCCAGCGUUCAAUCGCAGCAAUGAAUGUCGAAUAUCCUGCAGUGUCGAGCUGUAUGGCCGCUGGUUUCUGAUGCCAGCUAGUAUAUUACGUGACAAUCAAAUUCUUGUUUUCAUUCACUUCUGCCUUUUUAUCUUGCUUGUGUCUGCGUUGAACGUAGAAGAGAUCAGAAGCGCGGCAGGGGUAGUGAAUAGACUCCACAGCAGUACAAGGUACAAACCUCCAACGAACCACGGCAGGCUUGAAGCAUUGAGCAACAAGUGCUCCUCCACCGGCUCUCUGUGUCGUCGUGUACUUUAAUAGGGGACCAUAACCUCCUCUCAGUCUAACGACAGUCUGUCCAGGACCAGGUGUUUGUCCACCCUCAAAGACAAAGGAGAAACUGUACUCGGAAAAGGAGGGCAGCAACCCAGAUUUAUUCGACCGCUGAGCAGUCGGAAAGCGUUUUGUGACAUCAUUGUAACGAUGGGAUCCUCCCUUGGGCUCAGUGAGCCUUGCCGGCCUAUAUCGGGACCUUCUAUUGCUUCUUGUGUCGACUACGAGAAUGAUGCCGAGAUGGCAAAGGGCGAAAAAGCGCUAGCGAAUGUGGAUGACAACAUGGAAUCGAAUACCGAAUUAACCCCCAAAGCUCUCCAAAGUAUCCAGCUUUUACCAUCUCAUAACCUUUCCUCCCCCCGUCCUAGUGUUGCAAGCGAUAGCAAUGGGACACUGUAUUCCCCUAAAAGUGAAUUUUCCUUAUUCGAUCCUACACAAUUCCCUCAACCGCCUAGGGCAGCAUCUCCGUCAUCCACACAUCAAUCCCCUGCUCUAGCGAGAUCACGAUCAGAGCAUCGCAGCAGGGUGUCUCUUGAUGCGACCCCUUUAAAGCCUGCUGCAGAGCUUCAUAGACCUUCCUCACCUAAGCUGGCGGAGGAAGACGAUGAAGCAGAACGAGUCAGUGUUUUGACCUCGAGUCCCAGUACUAUAGCUACCUUCCACGUCGCUCGAGCUGUAAGAGCGCCUGCGACCCCCUAUGGCGAUACGUUUUUACUCCAAACCUCCCAUGGAAAGCAGGAAGUCCUCAGUCGUCAUGAUAUCUCGGAGAAUGUCAAAUACGAUAAUCCGCUUGCUGAAGAAGUGUUGCGGUCCACCCCGGGGGUCGCUGGUCUUGGUGAAGGAUGGAUUGGUGGACCGCGGCCAAAAAGAAGAAAGAGCUGGCUGAACACGAGGAAAACGAUGGAUAACCCCGAUCCGCUGAAUUUGUGGCAUAGCGGGUUAGGUGAUCGCGACGAUCCUACGGGAAGAACAGCAACAACAUCAAUUCUAAAGCAAGUAUGGAAUCGCUCCGUUCGUAGCCUGGCUGGAGACGGCGCAUCAGUCUCCCUCGACAAACAGUCUGGCAAGCCUGAUGUGAAAACAGCGUCCGGCGCUGAGAUGUCCACUUCCAGUUUAGCUGAUCUUCCUGUCCUCCCGAUAGUGGGCCCAAAACCGCCGGCUAUUAAUCUUGUCGGAUUUUCUAUCCCAACAACAUCCAGCCAUUCCAUUCAUUCAUUGCAAUCGGAGGUCCAUCUGGUAUCAAAAGCUUCUUUUCCUCACUCCUUACAAAGCGGCCAACCUUGGUCCUCUCUUCCAUCUCUCCCGACUUCAUCCAUUCGCCCCGCUCGAUCUUUUAGCGCUCAAGUCUAUAAGUCGACUCAGGCUGGCAUCCCUUCCUUUGCAAGAUCGGAGAGCGAUCUCCAUCUAUCUUUACGGCAGCGCCAAGGGCCCCGCCCUCCUUGGAGACCACAAUCUAUAGUUUCUGCUGGCCAGCGACAUUCACCUACAAUUUUAGAAAUCGGCGAGAGCAGGUCCUCUAUCCCACCUUUAGUACAAGGGUCAAGAUCUCCAUCUUUCAUUUCUAUACCAUCGCCUAAUGCUCUACAAUCCCUGAAACACUCGUCAUCCACGGAUGACUGCCGGGCGGUAUCUCCGCUACUUAAGACGCCUUUAAUCAGGAUCGAAACAUUUGGACAGGAAGUUGCGGCACGAGACAAAAGAAAAGAAGAGAAUACAGCAAAGGGGCUUCCUGAUAAGGAUGAGAGCUGGCUUGGACGCAUAGAAGAGUCGUCGGAGAAGGAACAUCCUCAGAGUGAAAAAGAGAGUAAAGGAUCGCGGCAUAAGAAAUCUUUUCUCUCCAAAGUGAAGGCUUUGAUAUGCCGCCCUCGAGAAAUUUCAGCAGAGGACCAAGGGUCAACAACACCUUUCCGAAAUCAGCGUCUCGGCCGGAAGCUUUCGAUGAAGCGCUCGUCUCCUUUCCGACUUUCCUCCAAAUCACAGGUUAGACUCGUUUCGCCAUCUGUCCCUGCCUUCCAUCCAGUAGACAAUUUCGCAGGAGAGAGGAACGACCCGACUGUCGCAGCUAGAGCGCAGACUCCGACAGCCAAACGACUCUCAUUGUUUACGGAACGCUUGUCAGCUGCCGAAGACUCUCAAGCGCUCGCCAAUUCGCUUCAGACUGGUGUCCGAAAGGCUUCAGACAGUUCCAAACGACUCUUUCGGCGCUCCACACUACUGCGCAAGAACCGUCCCAGAUCCCCUUCAAAUCCCACUACAUCAUCGCUAGGGCGGUAUUCAUCUGCUGAUUUGAGCCUGGAUGUUCACUUGGAGGGAGAGAAGUUGGGUCUAGACGAUAUAUUGGACAAGGAGAAACGUGAGACUAUAGUUCACCAACUGUAUCCCCGACUGGCCAUGUCUGUCGAUGACUUGACGCUCUUGUCGAAACUGCCUAGAUCAUCGUCGGAACCUAUGAGUUUAGGGACUGGUGGAUGGAAAUCAAGCCAUCAGAAGAGUGCUUCCGAGUCCACACCUCAACUAAAGUCUGUCUCUUUUGAUAGACCUCUUGCCUCUUUAAAGCCGCCUCCCACUAUCUUGGAGCAUCCCUCCCCUUUCACAGAGAGCCAUAAUCCAAUGUCUUCACACUCAAUUAUAUCUACUCCUGGGUUUCAAGAGUCGAAGAAGCUUACUUGGAGCUCGGCCCAGGGCCUUACCAUCGUGAAGGAGUAUUCAGAUCUUGGUGAGGUGGUCAAUGUAGUGGAAGCAUGAGACGAAAUCCAAAUAUUCUGCGAGCCACUCCUAAACAUACAGUCUAGUAGUGUUCGCUUUUAAAAUCGCCGAGGCUGCGAUAUUCAGUGAGAGAUGAAGAUUGGUGUAGUAGAUCAUAUCGAGGCAAAGAACCUUAAGCUUUUAUCGAC
Molecule: messenger RNA, 3384 nt
Organism: Cryptococcus deneoformans JEC21
Lineage: Eukaryota; Fungi; Basidiomycota; Tremellomycetes; Tremellales; Cryptococcaceae
Product: expressed protein
Exons: 3
Coding region: 641-3235 (864 amino acids)
Source: RefSeq, a predicted model, not a curated record